CAAAAACCUAUUAUUGUUGAAGUCAAUUCCAAUGUGUAAGGGACUAUAAAAUCCAGACGCAGGCCUAGCUCUGCUCACGUCUACUACGCUUUGAAUUGAAUCUGAGGAUUCAAAGAAGAAAGAGUGAGAGAGGUUGCUCCGGUGAAGGGUCUUGUUCUUCAUUUUCGACAUGUCGUUGCUCUCAGAUCUCAUCAACCUUAACCUCUCCGACACCACCGAGAAGGUGAUCGCAGAGUACAUAUGGAUCGGUGGAUCAGGAAUGGACCUAAGGAGCAAAGCAAGGACUCUCCCAGGACCAGUUAGCGACCCUUCAGAGCUGCCCAAGUGGAAUUAUGAUGGUUCCAGCACAGGUCAAGCUCCUGGAGAAGACAGUGAAGUGAUUAUAUAUCCACAAGCCAUUUUCCGGGAUCCAUUCAGAAGGGGCAACAAUAUCUUGGUUAUCUGUGAUGCUUACACUCCUGCUGGAGAACCAAUUCCCACUAACAAGAGGCACGAUGCUGCUAAGAUAUUCAGCCACCCUGAAGUUGUUGCUGAAGAGCCCUGGUAUGGUAUUGAGCAGGAAUACACCUUGUUGAAGAAAGAGGUCCACUGGCCUCUUGGGUGGCCUGUUGGUGGUUUCCCUGGACCUCAGGGGCCAUACUAUUGUGGUGUUGGUGCUGAUAAGGCUUUUGGCCGUGACAUUGUUGACGCACAUUACAAAGCCUGUCUCUAUGCUGGCGUUAACAUCAGUGGAAUCAAUGGAGAAGUGAUGCCCGGUCAGUGGGAAUUCCAAGUGGGUCCUGCAGUUGGUAUCUCAGCCGGUGACGAAUUGUGGGUAGCUCGUUACAUCUUGGAGAGGAUCACUGAGAUUGCUGGUGUGGUGCUUUCCUUUGACCCCAAGCCAAUUAAGGGUGAUUGGAAUGGUGCUGGUGCUCACACAAACUACAGCACCAAGUCAAUGAGAAAUGAUGGUGGCUAUGAAGUGAUCAAGACAGCCAUUGAGAAGUUGGGGAAGAAGCACAAGGAGCACAUUGCUGCUUACGGAGAAGGCAAUGAGCGUCGUUUGACAGGACGACAUGAAACAGCCGACAUCAACACCUUCUUAUGGGGAGUUGCAAACCGUGGAGCUUCUAUUAGAGUUGGGAGGGACACAGAGAAAGCAGGGAAGGGAUACUUUGAGGACAGAAGGCCUGCAUCAAACAUGGACCCAUAUGUGGUUACUUCCAUGAUUGCAAACACAACCAUUCUCUGGAAGCCAUGAGUAGCAAUGAAUGAAUCUCACAUGCAAAUUGUUGUUUCCCCAUCGGAUGGAACGAGGAGCAGUUAUGCUUUUCUAAGUAGGAUUUUCAUUUUCUUUUCCUUUUCCUAGAAUUUCGAUUUCAAUUUCAAUUUGGGCUAUUGUUAUGGUUGGCACUGUGCUUGAGAACCUUGGUGGUUGGUACAACUAACUACCCAGGAUUCUUCACUGUUCAUUGCUUUCUAUUUCUUCCCCUCGUUUACCGAUUGUUAUAAUAAUAAUAAUAAUAAUAAUGUAACUGUUCUCUCUUUUAAACAAAGAAAUACCGAUUGUCAAGUAUGUUAAUAUAAUA
Molecule: messenger RNA, 1568 nt
Organism: Cajanus cajan (pigeon pea)
Lineage: Eukaryota; Viridiplantae; Streptophyta; Magnoliopsida; Fabales; Fabaceae
Product: glutamine synthetase nodule isozyme
Cellular component (GO): cytoplasm
Molecular function (GO): glutamine synthetase activity
Source: RefSeq, a predicted model, not a curated record